AUGCCUCACAUCAUUCUAUUGGGUACGCUUGACACCAAGCUUGCACAAGUAUUGUAUCUCCACAGCCAAUUGAAGAAAAUAGCCUCUCGCCUGUCUCAGCCACUCCAAAUCACUCUUAUCGACUGUGGCUGCCAAAAUGUCACCGACGACGCCAUCACAGUUGGCCAUAACGACUUGGUCGAAAAAUAUGCAGCUUCCAAAGCAGAGGUCAUAAAGCUCUCCCGCGGCGAAGCAAUCGAGCUGCUGAUCGGUUAUGUUACCCAAUGUGUGCAAGAUAUAUUGAGAACCAGCGAAGUGCACGGCAUUAUAGGCACGGGUGGCAGCGGAGGCACAAGUCUGAUAUCCGCGGUGAUGAGGUCGGCACCUAUUGGCCUCCCGAAACUCAUUGCCAGCACGGUUGCCUCUGGCAAUACAAGCCCGAUUGUCGGAGAGUGCGACAUCACCUUGAUGUACUCUGUUGUUGAUAUUGCUGGAACAAAUGGGCUCUUGCGUGACGUUCUUGAUAAUGCCGCCGGCGCUGUCUUCGGUAUGGCCUCGGCGUACGAGUGCCGUAUAGCAGAGAGAGCAUCAAAAGCCGAAGAAUCGUCAGAACAGAAAACACGUGUCGGUAUCACAAUGUUUGGCGUCACUACCGCCUGUGUGGACCGUAUACGAGCCCACCUGGAAGAGAAAUACCCCGUUGAAGUGUACAUUUUCCAUGCGACGGGACAUGGCGGCAAAGCGAUGGAGCGUUUGGUUGAAGAAGGUCAUCUAGACGCCGUACUAGAUGUCACAACCACUGAAAUAUGUGAUUUUGUCGCAGGCAUCCCCACAAUUAUCUCCGUGGGAGCCACUGAUAUGGUGAACUUCGGACCAAAGGACACUGUGCCUCCCCAGUACCGUGACCGCAAGCUGGUAGUCCACAACCCUACAGUCACACUGAUGAGAACAUCUCCCGAUGAAUGUCGACAAGUUGGAGAAUUCAUCGUCGACAAAGUCAAGCGGUUUGCGCAAGAUCAAAGCAAAGUCGAACUUUGGCUUCCAGGCGGUGGUGUUAGUAUCCUGGCAACUCCUGGCUCUCCAUUUGAGGAUCUCGAAGCAGAUAGUCGUCUUGCCGAUACUUUGCGGUCUGGUCUGAAAGACGCUGCGACUCGCGUGGUAUCCGAUGAUCGCGAUAUCAAUGACACCGGGUUCGCGACUGACAUCGCGGAUCGCCUUAUGGAACUGGUUUUGACUGAGAGGAAAUCUCGAGAUUGA
Penicillium brevicompactum is the source of this 1236-nucleotide messenger RNA. RefSeq names its product Tm-1-like ATP-binding domain-containing protein. The transcript is spliced from 2 exons. NCBI's taxonomy places the organism in Eukaryota, Fungi, Ascomycota, Eurotiomycetes, Eurotiales, Aspergillaceae. The record is from RefSeq and is a predicted model, not a curated record. Bases 1 to 1236 code for a protein of 411 amino acids.